AGCUUAUUCUUAUUUCAACAGAUAGGUCUACACAGUGAGUUGAUUGAGGAUAUGUAGUCAUGACAAUAAUCUUAAGUGUCUAUAACUCCUAAAGCUACAGCAGUCUUUGAAUGCCAUAUCAUAUGAAAUUAGCAAAUCAAAGAAUGAAGUCUUGUAUACCAGCCAAAGAUAAGGAUGAAGAAGAAGUAAACCAAGAGGUACCACAGAAUGUUGUCCCUCCAAGUCAGUCCAAUCCCAAUAGGGUCCAGCCUUCAAGGCACAAAGAAACAUCCCCUUUAUCAUGGCAACCAAGAUUUCCUUCAAAGAGGAUUUCCCAACCCCCACAAACCCCAUCCCUACCCACUGCCAAGUUGAGUGAACAUCACAACUGGCAAGCAACUGUCAAUACUGUACAUGAAAGAAAUGCUGUUUUGUUCAACAAUCCUCUAAUGGCUGAUGUCUUUUUUACUGUGGGCAUCAGUGGCACCCAGAAGAAAAUUCCUGGCCACAAAGUGAUCUUAGGUUCUGGCAGCUCUGUCUUCUAUGCCAUGUUAUUUGGAGGCUUGGCAGAAGAGGUUAAGGUUAUGGAGAUAAACAUACCUGAUGUUGAACCUGCUGCUUUUCUUAAUUUGCUCAGGUUUUUAUAUUGUGAUGAAAUCUGCAUUGAGGCCGAUACCGUUUUAGCUACGCUGUAUGCAGCAAAGAAGUACAUUGUUCCUCAGUUGGCCAAAGCUUGUGUUCGUUAUCUAGAGACCAGUCUAAGCGCCAAGAAUGCCUGUGUUCUCCUCAGCCAGGGCAGGCUGUUCGAGGAAGUUGAGCUGAUGCAGCGCUGUUGGGAGGUCAUUGACGCACAAGCAGAAGAAUCAUUACAAUCAGAGGGCUUCACUGACAUUGAUAAGAAGACUUUGGAAACCAUCUUAUCUAGAGAAACUUUGAACACUAGAGAGCUUUGUAUAUUUCAUGCAGUUUGCAAGUGGGCCAAGGCUGAGUGUGUUCGUCAAGAGCUUGAUACAACUCCCCAGAAUCAAAGAAAUGUUCUGGGAGACUGCAUCCAGCUAGUAAGAUUCCCAACUAUGUCUCUGGAAGAGUUUGCCAAUGGCCCGGCUCAGUCUGGCAUCCUGUCCUUAAAGGAAUGUCAUGAUCUGUUCUUGCAUUUUACAGCUCUAAACACACCAAAGCUGCCUUUCAACAAACUGAACAGAAAAGGACUGUCUCAAUACCGUGUUCAUAGGUUUCAAUCUUCUGCUUAUCGGAGCAAUCAGUGGCGCUACAGGGGCAGGUGCGAUAGUAUUCAAUUUUCUGUAGAUAGGAGAAUUUUCAUUGCAGGAUUUGGCUUAUAUGGAUCUAGUAACGCAGCUUCUGAAUAUAAAGUUAGUCUGGAGCUCAAACGUAAUGGGUUGGUUGAAGGUCAGUGCAGUACCAAGUUUUUGUCUGAUGGAUCCAGCAAUACUUUUCCUGUUCUGUUUGAAAGCCCUGUGCAGAUAGAGCCUGACACUUGCUAUACAGCUAGUGUGAUUUUAGAUGGGAAGGAGUUGAGCUACUUUGGUCAAGAGGGAGUUGCAGAGAUUCAGUGCGGUAAAGUAACAUUUCAGUUCCAGUGUUCCUCUGACAGCACCAAUGGAACUGGCGUCCAGGGAGGACAAAUUCCUGAAUUAAUUUUUUACUGCUAGUUCUUAUUAUUUCUUACCUGCUGGCUCUACCAUGAUUCAACUAAAAC
This is a messenger RNA of Physella acuta, 1696 nucleotides long. Its product is annotated as BTB/POZ domain-containing protein 6-B. Gene Ontology annotation, molecular function: protein binding. The record is from RefSeq and is a predicted model, not a curated record. Gene Ontology annotation, biological process: neurogenesis. NCBI's taxonomy places the organism in Eukaryota, Metazoa, Mollusca, Gastropoda, Physidae. Gene Ontology annotation, cellular component: cytosol.